Penicillium atrosanguineum is the source of this 4074-nucleotide messenger RNA. RefSeq lists its product as uncharacterized. NCBI's taxonomy places the organism in Eukaryota, Fungi, Ascomycota, Eurotiomycetes, Eurotiales, Aspergillaceae. Gene Ontology annotation, molecular function: protein binding; catalytic activity. The record is from RefSeq and is a predicted model, not a curated record. Bases 1 to 4074 code for a protein of 1357 amino acids. The transcript has 3 exons. Gene Ontology annotation, biological process: nucleoside metabolic process.
AUGGCAUCCCAUAACGCCCUCGACAGCCCCGACUCUUAUGCGAUCGCCUGGAUCGCUGCUCUUCCUAUGGAGCGAGCCGCUGCAGAAGCGAUGCUCGAUGAGAAACAUGCAGCUCCAAUUGGGUUUAUUCGACAUCAAGCCGACGCAAACAUUUAUACGUGGGGUCGCCUGGGAGAGCACAACGUCGUCAUUGCCUCUUUGGCCCCCGGAGUCUACGGAAUCACCUCGGCUGCGACCAUGGCCUCAAGCCUGCUUGCCUCUCUGCCAUCCAUCCGUGUUGGUCUUUUGGUGGGCAUAGGCGGCGGCAUCGCUCGACCGGACGAGGACCACGAUAUCCGACUAGGGGACGUUGUUGUGAGCCAGCCCUGUGGGACCGCGGGCGGUGUCUGUCAGUAUGACUUGAUCAAAGCAAAGUCUGGUGAUAAGCGUGAGCGCAAAGGCUUCCUCGGGCGGCCUCCGACGGUCCUCCUCAAUGCGCUUACCAGCAUUCAGGCAGAUCACGAGCGGAAAGACUCCAAGGUUACCUACUUCCUUCAAAAGAUGCUGGAGGAAAACCCGAAGAUGGGCAAGAAAUCCAAGAAAUCUCCUGGCUAUUUUCACCAGGGCUUCGACAACGAUCGCCUGUUCAAAGCUCUAUGCGACCACGUCCCUGGCCCGGACUGCCGGGGCUGUGAUACGGCUAAUGAGGUUCAACGCGAUCCUCGUGACACUACCGAGCCCGAUAUCCACUAUGGGACCAUUGCAUCCGGCAACACACUCGUUAAAGACGCGGCUACGCGUGAUCGGAUUGUUGCUGACCUCGGUGAGGAUUGCAUCUGCUUUGAGAUGGAAGCGGCCGGCCUGAUGAACCACUUUCCCUGUCUUGUGAUCCGAGGGAUCUGUGAUUACGCUGAUUCUCACAAAAAUGAUCGAUGGCAACGCUACGCCUCGGCGACCGCCGCUACGUAUGCCAAGGAGUUUCUGGCGUACGUGCCGGCUGCAGAGGUCCAAGAAACUAAGAGGGCACUAGAAGUGCUUCAAAUGGUUCAACAACAGAUUGAUGGCGUGCAGCAGACGACAAUUGCAACGAAAGCUACAACUGAUUCCAUCAGGUCUGACCUUCGUACCGGUAAGAUGAGGCGCUGGCUUUGUCCUCCAGAUUCGUCUACGAAUGCCAACCACGCGAGGACGCUCCGCCAUGAGGGGACAGGCACGUGGCUCCUGGAAACCCCCGAUUUCCAGUCGUGGUGCUCGGGUUCGCGUCGAAAUUUAUGGCUGUAUGGGCUUGCAGGAUGUGGAAAAACGAUUCUCAGUGCGACUGUGCUUGAUCAUCUCGCGAAGAGAAACGAUGGAUUGAUCCUCAGCUUCUUCUUUGACUUUAGCGACACCGCAAAGCAGACCUUAGAUGGCAUGUUGCGGUCGCUUGCUUUUCAACUUUACCAGAGCGGGGCUGGCUCUGCCAUUCACCUUGACGCUUUAUUUCAAGCACACCAAAGUGGCAGCGAGCAGCCUGUGACAAAGGGGCUCUCAGAUACAGUUUCCAAGAUGCUCGAAGUCCAGAAGAGGGUCUUUAUCGUUCUGGACGCAUUGGACGAAUCAAAAACCAGAGAUGAUCUUCUCCUGUGGAUCAAGCACGUGAUUUUCAAGUCAGAGCUAUUCCAUGUCCAGCUGCUUUAUACUAGCCGACCUGAAUCUGAGUUUCUGCACGACCUUCCCCGUUUGGUAGGAGAGCAAAACUGCCUACCACUUGAUAAAAGGGCUGUCAACACCGACAUCCGGUCGUGGGUCACAGCACAACUUUCUCAACGGCGUGAUUUUACAGCGAAGCCCUUGUCCCAGGAUAUUAUCGAGGGGAUCCAGAAUAAGAUUGGCGACGGGGCCGACGGAAUGUUCAGGUGGGCUUUCUGUCAAUUGAACAGCCUAGCUCGAUGUCGUCACGAGGCAGCUAUGGAGGAGGCUCUCGCAUCUUUGCCGCUAGAUCUUAAUGAGACAUACCAGCGCAUGGUUGCGGAUAUACCGAAGAAACUAAAAACGGACGCGAUACGCCUCCUACAAUUCCUUGUGCACUGCAAGCGACCUCUCAAGCUGGCCGAGGCCAAAGAAGUAAUAGCGAUGCAAAUCAAAAACGGAUCGCAAGGGUUUGACAUCAAGCGUCGAUUAUUUUGCGAGGCAGAUGUUUUGGAUUACUGCCCCAGCUUAGUGACAGUCGUUCACGCCACCGAGAAAGAGCUACAUCUUGCUCACUUUUCCGUCAAAGAGUACCUUCUCCGACAGGACCAUUUCGAGAUCACGGCUGCCAGCGUUUCGAUCACGAGGGCGUGCUUGAAUUAUCUUACGGAUAUCAACGGUAACAACAGAAAGAUCAAGCAGGAUUAUCCGAUGGCAAGAUGUGCGGCCGAACUCUGGACAGGCCAUGCUACGUUAGCUCAAGCUUCCGAAGAUAUAGCUCGACUGACAGUCAGGUUCCUAGAAGAGGAAGCGACGUUCCAACGAUGGGUUCGUUUGUAUCAGGCUGACCGUUACUGGGACGAUAACCCUGGUCCACCGCGAGGUACUAGACUUUAUUAUGCUUGCGUCAUUGGGCUCGUAGGGCCUGCACGAGUUCUUCUUAGCAAGGGAGCGGACGUCAAUGAGCGGGGUGGCGACCACGGCAACGCUCUCCAGACCGCCUCGUUUGGAGGCCAUCAAGAAAUUGUCAAACUGCUCUUGGACCACGGAGCAGACAUCCACGCACAGGGCGGCGACUAUGGCAAUGCUCUCCAGGCCGCCUCGUUUAGAGGCCAUCAAGAAAUUGUCAAGCUGCUCUUGGAUAACGAAGCGAACGUCAAUGCGCAGGGCGGCAAGUAUGGCAACACACUCCAAGCCGCCUCGUAUUGCGGCCAUCAAGAUAUUGUCAGUCUACUCUUGGACAACGGAGCGGACGUUCAUGCGCAGGGCGGCGAGUACGGCAACGCACUCCAAGCCGCCUCGUAUUGCGGCCAUCAAGAUAUUGUCAGUCUACUCUUGGACAACGGAGCGGACGUUCAUGCGCAGGGCGGCGAGUACGGCAACGCACUCCAAGCCGCCUCGUAUUGCGGCCAUCAAGAUAUUGUCAGUCUACUCUUGGACAACGGAGCGGACGUUCAUGCGCAGGGCGGCGAGUACGGCAGCGCACUCCAAGCCGCCUCGUUGGGAGGCAAGCUAGAAAUUGUGAAAUUGUUCUUAGAUAAGGGAGCGGACGUCCACGCGCAGGGGGGCAAGUUUGGCAACGCACUCCAGGCCGCCUCGACAAGAGGCCAUCAAGAAAUUAUAAAUCUACUUUUGGAUUACGGAGCGGACGUCCAUGCGCAGGGCGGCUACUACGGCAACGCUCUCCAAGCCGCCUCGUAUUGCGGCCAUCAAGAUAUUGUCAGUCUACUCUUGGACAACGGAGCGGACGUCCAUGCACAAGGCGGCGCCUACGGCAACGCUCUCCAGGCCGCCUCGUUUGGAGGCUAUCAAGAAAAUGUCAAACUACUCUUGGAUAACGGAGCGAGCGUCAAUGCGCAGGGCGGUGACUUCGGCAACGCUCUCCAGGCCGCCUCGUAUCGCGGCUAUCAAGAGAUUGUCAAACUGCUCUUAGACCACGGAGCGGACAUCCACGCACAAGGCAGCGCCUAUGGCAACGCUCUCCAGGCCGCCUCGUUGGGAGGCCAGCUAGAGAUUGUCAAACUACUCCUAGACCACGGAGCGGACAUCCACGCACAAGGUGGCGCCUAUGGCAACGCUCUCCAGGCUGCCUCAUGGGAAGGCCAUCUAGAGAUCGUGAAUCUACUCUUGGACCACGGAGCGGACAUCCACGCACAAGGCAGCGCCUACGGCAACGCUCUCCAGGCCGCCUCGUUGGGAGGCGAGCUAGAGAUUGUCAAACUGCUCCUAGACCACGGAGCGGACAUCCACGCACAAGGCGGCGCCUAUGGCAACGCUCUCCAGGCCGCCUCGCAGGAAGGCCAUCAAGAGAUUGUGAAUCUACUCUUGGACAACGAAGCGGGCGUUCACGCUCAGGGCGGCGACUACGGCAACGCUUUUUCCAUGCUACGUGCCGAGCCAACGAAGACGUUUACACAAUGUUUGUAA